Anolis sagrei ordinatus is the source of this 9087-nucleotide messenger RNA. RefSeq names its product family with sequence similarity 151 member A (gene FAM151A). NCBI's taxonomy places the organism in Eukaryota, Metazoa, Chordata, Lepidosauria, Squamata, Anolidae. The record is from RefSeq and is a predicted model, not a curated record.
UUGCUCACCUUGGUCUUUGAAUCGCCCAACAGAAGCUGAUUGGUCUGAAAAGGAAGCUCAUAUACCCCAGCUACUAUAAAUCAUCUUAAUUAGCCCAGAGCUUCUACUUAUAGAUCCAAAUGCAGGGGUGAGCUUUCACUUUCUGUGACAUAUGGCGUAUGGGGAAGAUGUGUCGUGUCGUACUACUGUGUGCUGCAACUGGAGAGAAAACAGUUUGGGUUUAUGGAGGUUUGGAAUGUGUGGGACCCGUCAGAGGCUGGUUUUCCUGCUGUUACUGUCCAGCAGAUUCCUGCAGACCGACAGAUUGUGUGCUUGUUCACAGCAGCAGAGAUUAAAGCACAGCUGUGGUUUAUUCACCACCUCAUGUUCUUUAACAAAGAGAGUGGAGAGCUCAUUGUUGAGAACCUUCCUGUUUUACUGGCUUUUUGCUGUGUUAGGAUCAAACUAACCUAUUCUGAGGGAAGCUAACUAUUAGUUCAAAAAAUGGGAGUGUAGGACAUGUAGAGGUUUUAAAUUAAAACGCAAUUUUAAGAAGAAAUGCAUUUCUCAUACCCACCCAACUGCUUAGUGUUGUGACUACAGUAUUUCUACCUCCCUGGAAUUAGAAAUGAAGCAUGUUGCAGGAUGUUCUAGAGCAAUUCUUAAACUUUUUCUAUCUGCAAGCUUAUUCUGCCUGAGAAAUAGAAGGCAUGAUCAUCAAGUUUGCAGAUGACACCAAAUUGGGAGGGAUAGCCAAUACUCCAGAGGACAGGAGCAGGAUUCAAAACGAUCUUGACAGAUUAGAGAGAUGGGCCAAAACUAACAAAAUGACAACAGUGACAAAUGCAAGAUUCUCCACUUAGGCAGAAAAAACAAAAUGCAAAGAUACAGAAUGGGGGACAAUGCCUGGCUCGAGAGCAGUACAUGUGAAAAAGAUCUUGGAGACCUCGUGGACAACAAGUUAAACAUGAGCCAACAAUGUCAUGUAGCAGCAAAAAAAGCCAGUGGGAUUUUGGCCUGCAUCAAUAGGAGCAUAGUGUCUAGAUCCAGGGAAGUCAUGCUACCCUUCUAUUCUGCUUUGGUAAGACCACACCUGGAAUAUUGUGUCCAAUUCUGGGCACCACAAUUGAAGAGAGAUAUUGACAAACUGGAAUGUGUCCAGAGGAGGGUGACUAAAAUGAUCAAGUGUCUGGAGAACAAGCCCUAUGAAGAGCGGCUUAAAGAGCUGGGCAUGUAUAAAUAUGCGAGAGGAAGUCACAGGGAGGAAGGAGCAAGCUUGUUUUCUGCUUCUCAGGAGACUAGGACAUGGAAAAAUGGCUUCAAACUACAAGAAAGGAGAUUCCAUCUGAACAUGAGGAAGAACUUCCUGACUGUGAGAGCUGUUCAGCAGUGGAACUCUCUGCCCCGGAGUGUGGUGGAGGCUCCUUCUUUGGAGGCUUUUAAACAGCGGCUGGAUGGCCAUCUAUCAGGGGACCAUCUUUCACACACACACACACAUAUAUACAUACACACACAUACACACAGGUAUAUAUAGAAUCUAGGAUAUGGAGGGCCCACUGUGUACAUUUUGUGCAGACACCCUGUAUUUGUUCAUUUAAUAUACUUCUAGCUGAAAAUACCAGAGGAAGCUCAACUAUAUAAACAUCUUGGUGGUCCAAUUUUACCAGAUCAUUUCAAUGUGAGGCUCAUCCCUCUUCCUGAGCCUAGUCUACAUUACUGCAUUUCUGAAAAUGCUUUGAAAGACUCUUAGAAUAUGUGUUGACCUGCCUCGAAAUAGGUUUUGUCCAUUUUCAAAAACAACUAGUUCAACACAAUUUGACCGUUAGUUUGCACUAUGUUUACAACCUCAUGUGAGGCUCAGUUUUUCGUUUGUGGCUUGAGAACUUCCAAUAUGACUUACAAGCCUCAUGUGAUAACAUCCCUAGUCUCUGCAGCAGCAGAAAACAAGCUUGCUCCAUCUUCUAUAUAAUAUCCCUUCAGAUAUUUAAAGAUGGCUAUCAUAUCACUGCUCAGUCUUCCUUUCCCUGAGAGAAACGUGGCUAGGUCACUAAGUUGCUCCUCAUAGGGCUUGGUUUCCACAUUUUCCAUCACCUUGGUUGUCCUCCUCUGGAUAUAUUCCAGCUUGUGAAUGUCCUUCAUGAGCUGUGGUGUCCAGAAAUGGGCACAAUAUUCCAGGUGAUGUCGGAAGUGGCAUUAUUACUUCCCUUGCGGGACACUGUACUCCUGGAAUUAUGAGGAAUAUCUAGAAAGUUAAGUUACAAAAUUCGUUAAAAAUACAAAUAAUCAAUAUAUUUUAAUAAAACUUACAUGGAUUAUAGAAUAGAUAUUACAUUAUUUUUCCACAUAAUCACCAUUCAGUUCAAUACAUUUUGUCAUCCGUGCUGAGAUUUUUCAUGCCUGUGUCAUAGAAGUUUCCCUCCACCUUUUUCAGCCAGUUCGUCACUUUGAUUUCUACCUCAUCAUCAUUGGAAAAGUGUUUUCCACCAAGGUGUUUCUUCAAUUUAGUGAGCAGAUGAUAGUCACUGGGUGCGAGAUUGGGACUGCGAGAGGGCUGGCAUAAAACAUCCAAACCAAAUGAAAUCAACAACUCUUGUGUUGCAAGAGCGGUGUGCAGACACGCAUUGUCAUGAAGGAGACAGACUCCCACCGUCAGCAUCCAUGAUGUUUGUUUUUGAUGGCUCGGCAAUUUUUUUUUGUGCUCUGACAAUAUUUUGUAGCAUUGAUUGUUUCACCUAUUUCCAAAAAAUCAAUGAGCAGUACCCCCUUUCUGUCUCAGAACACUGAUAUCACAAUUUUUCUCGCAAUGAAUCGCAGCAGCAUUCAUGCCUUUAGCAUUUAGGUAGCGUAUUACAGCGCGAACUUUGCACUUGCCAGGAAACGGAAUGAGGAUGCUUAUCUCUAACCUUCACCACAAUGUCAGUCAAUGAGCUACUGACGACUGGCACUGCUCAUUUGCUUCCGCUGGCUUCCCGCUACACAGCAGUGAUAUCAACUUCCCCCGUGAAUAUUCUCUGCAAGAGCUAUAUGCCUUGUAACCUUACUUUCUGGAUAACCCUUCUAUAUUGUGUUUUUAGCUACUGCCUCCCCAUGAUAAUUCAUGUUUAGCUUGCAUUCUACUAAGAUCCAUACAUCUUUUUCAUACAUACUGCUUUCAAACCAGCAGUCACCUAACCUGUAGCCCCUGGUGGCACAAUGGGUUAAACUCUUGUUGGAGGUUCAAAUCUGGGAAGAGCAUGGAUGAGCUCCCUCUGUCAGCUUCAGCUCCCCAUGCAGGGACAUGAGAGAAGCAUCCCACAAGGAUGGUAAAACAUCAAAAACAUCUGGGCGUCCCCUGGGCAUUGUCCUUGCAGACAGCCAAUUCACUCACACCAGAAGCGACUUGCAGUUUCUCAAGUUGCUCCUGACAUGAAAUAAAUUGUCCUGUAUUAGUACAUUUCCUUUUUCCUACCUUAUAUUCAUCCCUCUUGAAAUUAAUUUUGUUAGUUUUGAAUCAGAGAACUGGAGAACAAACUUUUCAAAAGUGCUGCAAAACAGAACCACCCGGAGUUUAUUACAACAUAUCAACCAGAAGGUGGCAGCAGAAGGGAAGUUUUGAGAAGAGUGAUUCUUUGUGCAACUUCAAGGGGUCUGGAAUUCAUAAAAAAAACAAAACCCCAACCUGCUCAGAAGAGACUGCUCUCGCCCAUUCAUUCUUGCACAGGCUCUAUUUUCAUUCAGCUUGUGUGAGAUGAUGUGUUUCCAUUCUGCACACAGAUGCUCUUAUGGAUUAAAUUAAGAGAGGGUUUAGGUAACAGCUUUGAUGAAGAUGUGUUGUACUAAACUUGUGCCUCACUCCCACUGGGAGUGUGUUUGUGUAUAUUCAUUGAUUUAUAGAUGGUGCAAUCAUUAUGACAUCCAAUAUUGGAAAGAAAAGAAAAUAUCAGGUCAUGCAAAUACAAGGUCUAAUUACUGGAUUUGUAAUGGAGAAUAACAUUAAAUCCUUACUCAGUGCUAAUUGAAUAUUAAGGCACUAGUUCUUUGCCCACGCUAAAUGAUCACCCCCCAAGGAAACUGGUACGAUUGCAAUAUAACCGUUAUCUUUUUGUACCAAUACUUGUUGAUCCAUGAAAGUGAAAAUUAGCCUUCUAAUACCAACAAAUUUAGUAUUUUACAUUAAGGUUGUUAGGCCAAGUGGUUUUUCAGUCUGGCCUUGGUUUUUACCCUAAGAUGAUCUAUAGAUGUGAUAGACAACUAAUGAUCAGUCAUUGCUGGUGGCUUAUAUAUCAGUGGGGCAAUGAAUCUGUUCUAGGAUUUGGUCUGAACUUUAAGGGUGCCAUCCAAGGCAACUGAAUCUAUUUUGAUGAUGAGGUUCAGCACUUUGGCUACUUUCUCUAAAUAAUAAUAACACUGUUUGUAUUCCGCCCUAUCUCCCUGAGAGGAUUCAGGGCGGAUUCCAGCAUAUAUACAAACACAGGCAAAUAUUCAAUGCCUUGAAACAAUGAAACACAAAUACACAGACAAAGGCAAAGGUUUCUUCUUUUAUCUCCAGCUCUGGAGGUAGUGCCCAGUUCUGGCUCUGGGUGAGGUGCUCAUCUCCAUUUCCAACUGAGAAGCCUGCAUUGUCCGUAGACACCUCCCAGGUCAUGUGGCUGGCACGACUGCAUGGAGCGCUGUUUACCUUCCCACUGAGGCGGUACCUAUUGAUCUACUCACAUUGGUAUAUUUUCAAACUGCUAGGUUGGCAGGAGCUGUGUCAGGAUGGUGUCCCUACCAGCUUAGAACGAGCUGCUCCGUCCACCCCGUGACAUGGAGGUUGAGAGGGGGAGGAGGGAAGAUAGAGAGAAGCACAUCUGAGAUAAGGGCCAUCUGAACUGGGGAGAAUAGAAACUGUAGGUUAGCCUUGGGAAUGGAAUGUAGGCUGUAGAAGGCUACAUUUUGAUUAUGAGGUUCAGCACUUUGGCUACUUUCUCUAAAUAAUAAUAACACUAUUAGGGUGAUAUACAGUACUGUCUUCCUAUCAUUUAUGGUAAGGCGGAAAUAAACCUGUAUCCAAGAUUUGCCUUUGGGAGCGUGCUUUUAUUGCAAUAGCUUCCAAAUGCUGACAGCUGGGGUUAACAGCGGGAGCUCACUCUAUCCCAUGGAUUUGAACUGCCAACCUUCAGGUCAGCAAGUUCAGCAGCUCAACAGUUUAACCCAUUGCGCCACUGCAGCCCUACUAAAGUCUAGACUAAAUACAGAACUGGACUGCUACCUUACCAACAUGGACAACUACCACAUGCCACUGCAUGUGACCAUCUAGAUGUUCUUGGACUACAACUUCCAUCAGCUCUCACUAUUGGUUAUGCUGGUUAGUAUCAAUGGGAGAACACUUUUCAUCUCUCCAUUAUAGAGGGUUGACCAGUCUGGCCACCCAAUUGGAUAGUUGAAUGACUACUUAGACGCUUAGUGAUGGGCACUGAACACCUUGCAUACCCAGAGCGGACUGUUUCAUCAUAUGAAUUAGGUGUGAUAAACUUCAUCAGUGUGCCUAGAAUUAAAAACAAAACAAAAAUCUAGAACCUAGAGUGUUCUUUCAGAAAUUCUAUUUUUUUACCAUAUUUUCUGUCAUCUAAUAUCCUUGCUGUUGUUCUUCCUCCCAAAGUAUGCUAAUGUUCUUCUUAAUUAUUGGGGGUGGGUUCUGAUACACAAGUGCCAUUCAGCUACUGUGGCUCAUCAGGGGAAUGUGCUGGUUCACAUGUGGAUGCCUUUGUCUGUGGGAUGCACCACGGUAUUAGAUAUGUGUGUCCAAUCCUUUUGCCUCCUUUAGUUUGCUUUUGUUUUCAGUCAUAUUUGUAUUGUCACAUUCUGCUUCUAUUUCUUCUGACACUUAGCAAAUACAUGGGAGUUUUAAAUUUUAGUUUAUUUCUUUCUGGAAUCAAUAAAUAAUAGUUUAUUUCUUUUUGGAUACCAGAAACAAAAAGAAUGGCCCCUAUCACUCAGAAAUCUGUUGGCAGAGCAACACAAACGGUGCCUCUAGAAGGCCCUAUUGAUCUGAGUUGUUUACAGGUCAGCUGGAGGCAAUGAAUCUGGUGUUCCAUUGCUUCUGGUUCACAUGCAAAUAAAUGGAUCAACAGAGCUACUUAAGGCUUGCAGAAAAGAAGCACAUACUAUAAGCGUUUUGCUAUGAAUCACUUCCUUUGUGGCCAUCUUCUAUGACUGCAAUCGGGAUCGGCUUGAACCUGGUUGCCAUGGUUUUUACUAGGAAAGGAUGAGAGCACCCCGAGGAUUUGGCCCGGCAUAUAUAUCGUAAGCCCAGCCCUGUCUUGGGAUAUGCAAAGCAAGCACAGUACUUAAGGGCUUUAGGGGGAUUUGCCGAGGUAUGUCUCAGGUCUCUGGUAUGUACAGUGGGAUGAGUUGAAUUGUUAUGAGAGCCUGAACUCCGGCGUGUAUGUGGCUAAUGCUGUAAUUUUAACAGAAGCUUUUCAGAUGAACAUCUUUUCUUUAAUCUAAGAGGGUCAGGAAAGCUUAGAAGUGAUAAUGUCAGCAUUAUUUCAAACUUGUUAAUUUUUUUAAAAAAUGACAGGAGUCUUUCUUUUGUGGGUUUUGAUGUGAGUCUGUCUGCAUUUCUGAAAACUCAUCCCUCAGAAAAAGCUCCCUUCACUCAUGUGGCAUCAAUAUAACAUAUUGCAGAUGUGAAGGGGGUGUGUGCAUAUGCUUUCUUCUUUAAAGAUGUCAGUGAGAUGGACUUUAGCCUCAAAACGUUAUCAUGCCUAUCGGACAGUAAAAGGGAGGAAGGGUAGAUUUCAGAGAAACAUAAACCAGGAAAAGUCUGAUCCAAGGUAUUCUCCAGUGAGGAGGUUUAGGACAGAGAUGCAUGAAAGAAAACUAGUUUUGGCUAUUUGGGAUUGUUUGCUUGCCGUAUCAGCAUGAUGGUAUGACCAGAUAAGGAGCUAAAUCCUUCAGGAAACAAGAGAGAUCAUAACAAAAUAUACAGAUUAUCAGAAGGCAACAAAACUGCAGAGUUUGUUAGAAGAACAAGAAGAUAUUUGGAAGGAGUACUAACUUGUGUAAGAACAAAACCUGUAAAAAAAACCCAACAAAUAUUUUGGGAAGAAAACUCUGUCAAGGAAGCAUGGUGUAAUAAGAGUCUUGCAACACUCAAACUACUGAAAUUGAACAAAAGAACUGCUUCUGACCCAAUAGCGAAGUAUCUGAAGGACAUGCCAUUGAAGUUGUGCUGGAGACUCCCGAAGAAAGCAAGAUAGUUCCUAAAUCAAAAUUGCUGGCGUAUUUGAGCUCUAGUUUCAACCACCAAAUUUUCUGGCAGGGGCUUCAGACGUCAUGAGAUCAUAAACACCAUUUAUGCUCUCAUCCUAUUUUUGGAAAGAAGCUGUAGUUUUGUAGCUGAAGCUGAUGCACAGAAGCACUGUAAGGGCUUCCAGCAUGAAGUGCCCUUCCAUGGGAAGAAAAGGAGUCCUUGCAGUUGUGCUCUGUGCUCUGGCAGUGAUUUCUGCUUGCAUUGCUCUUGCCGUGUUGCUGACGGUCAACAAGAAGUCUGCACAACAAGAUCCAGGAGUCCAGCCGGAUUUCUCUACAGGUGGAGAUCUGUUGGAUUAUCUGCUCAGUCUAAAGAGAAUAGACAGAAGAGAUGGAUUGCUGGUCACUUGGUACCAUGCUGCAAAUAAAAAGAGUGAGAUGGAAGAGGCCUUAAAGAGUGAUGUCAUGGCACUGGAAUCUGAUGUCACUGUUGAAGGCUACAACACACCCUACGAGACGGGCAAACCCAUCAUGGCCCACCCCCCUGACAUCUACAGUGACAAUUCUUUUGAAGAGUGGCUGACGGCAGUCCUUAAGUCAUCUGAUAAGGCUAUUAAGCUGGAUUUCAAAAACAUCAAGACAGUUGGCCCAUCUCUGGAUAUCUUAGUAAAAGCUUCCUCCGAGCUAAAUAUUAACCGGCCUGUGUGGCUAAAUGCAGACAUUCUAAAUGGCCCAAAUGUACCCAUUAACAUUGCUGUUAAUGCAACCCGGUUUCUCUCACUCAUCCAGGAGAAGUUCCCAAACUGUACUGUCUCCACAGGUUGGACAACCCUCUAUUUGCCUUUCUUUCCACAAAGCACCUAUACGCAGAACAUGGUUGAGAAAAUGCAUAGCCUUGUAGGAAAGCUGCCUCAGCAAAUCACAUUUCCUGUAAGGGCUGUCAUGGUAAGACCGGCCUGGUCUCAUUUGAGCUGGCUUUUGAGUCAGUCCAAAAGGUACAGCCUUACCUUAUGGCAAGGGAAAACUGAUCCAGUUACAGUGGAAGAUCUCUUGUUUAUCCGAAAUAAUAGCCAACCUGAGCAAAUCUAUUAUGACCUUUAUGAUCCUGUUUUGUCUCAAUUCAAAGACAUGGUCUUCACUUCUACAAGAAAUAGUGUUUUUGCCAACCAGACUGAGAUGAGUGCUAAUUAGGGUAAUCUUCAUGGAAUCACAGAGUUGGAAGAGACCACAAGGGCCAUCCAGGCCAACUCCAUGUCAUGCAGGAAGACACAAUCUUGGCACUACCAGCAGCAUCAUAUUGGGAAAGUCAAUGAUUCAUGUGCUAUUUCCAGAAUUUUCCAUUGGUUGUGACCAAUGUCAGACCAUGGUAUUGAAGAACUUGACAAAGUGAGCAUGAAAAUUAGAUUUAAACCCAUUUGGAAUUGAAUGUUGAGAAGAUAUUACUGAAACACCAUCAGUAGAUUUCUAAAUUGCUCAUAGCAAUUCAGGUGUGUGCUCUUACCAAGAACGGCUUUGCCCAGCUUUGAAUGAUGCCGAAUAUAUACAUGGUUAAUCACAUCAGCCUUAGUUAUCUCCUGGUAAGAUUAAUAUGGAAGGUUGUCUUUGAAGUCUGUUGGGAAAAAGGCCUGAUUGCAAAAUGCGGUGGCCAGAUUGCCUUCUAUUGCAUGUUUUUUUGGAACACAGUUCAGCAUUGAAUCCACUGGUUUCUGAGAAAAAUUAAACUGAUGACCCAUACUUUAUGAACUCAUAAAUCAGUAUGUGACUAUCUUAUCUGGAAAGCCAAGUUCUCUUGUAGGAACUUUGCCUUAGUUUAAGAUCUGCUUCCAAAACUGAUCUCUAUGUUCCACUAGCAGAUGUGGCAAAUAAAAAAAUAUUUUGCACACAGCACCACAA